Seriola aureovittata is the source of this 2851-nucleotide messenger RNA. RefSeq names its product reticulon 4 receptor-like 2 a (gene rtn4rl2a). NCBI's taxonomy places the organism in Eukaryota, Metazoa, Chordata, Actinopteri, Carangiformes, Carangidae. Gene Ontology annotation, molecular function: protein binding. Gene Ontology annotation, cellular component: plasma membrane. The record is from RefSeq and is a predicted model, not a curated record.
UUACGCGCGUACAAGCUCUCCAAGAGAAUCCCCUACGGUCGGCCCCUCCCCUUUCCGUUUCUUGCCGCCCUCACUCAUUCAUGACCCCGUAUCGGUGACGUAGGAGAUUCCACGGUGCCUACUGCCGUAGGCAAUAACGGGAUGCUGGAGUAUAUAUGGGACACUGGUAGCCAUCAACCGGCACACUCUCAGUCGCUCCGACUCGGGAACCAGGGCAUCAGCGGAGAUAAGGCUUUACUUCAACCUAUUAGGCUAACUCGCUUUGGGCUUUGGUUCAGGAUGGAAACCUCUUCGAUUUCUCGGAGCCGACGAUGCUCCAUCAUGCGCAACUGCAAAAGCGGUCUCUCCCUCUGGCUGGUGGUGUGGCUGGUCCUCGGCAAGCCAAGUCCGGCAUCGGCGUGCCCGCACUUGUGUGUGUGCUACCCGACGCCCAUGACUGUGAGCUGCCAGGCGCAGAACUUCACCGCCGUCCCGGUCGGAGUGCCCUACGAAUCGCAGCGCGUGUUCCUCCAGAACAACCGGAUCACGGAGCUUAGAGUUGGCUCUUUUGGCUUCGGAACUCAGGUUCUGUGGCUGUUCUCCAACAACAUCACAUGGAUUGAGGCAGGGGCCUUCAGUGAGCUGAGGGACUUGGAGGAGUUGGACCUGGGGGACAACCCUAACCUCCACAGGCUGGAGGGGGGAGCCUUCCGCGGCCUAGAGAAACUCCAGAGCCUCCACAUGCACCGCUGCCGGCUCACUGCCCUGCCCCAUGACAUCUUCCACAAGCUUUACAGCCUGCAGUUCCUCUAUCUGCAGGAGAAUAAUCUGCACUUCCUGCAGGAUGACAUCUUUUCUGACCUCAUCAACCUGAGCCAGCUUUUCGUGCAUGGCAACCGUAUCCGCACCCUCUCAGAGAACGUGUUCCGCGGCCUGGUCAACCUUGACCGCCUUCUUCUCCAUGACAACCGCAUCAGGCAGGUGAACCGCCGCGCCUUCCGCGACCUCGGCCGCCUGACCAUGCUCUUCCUCUUCAACAACUCCCUGGCUGAGCUGCCUAGCCAGACCCUGAGGGACACCCAGGGCAUCGAGUUUCUCCGCCUCAAUGCCAACCCAUGGUCCUGUGGCUGUGAGUCCCGCGCCCUGUGGGAGUGGUUCCGUGAGGCCCGUGUCUCUUCUUCCGAGGUGAUCUGCGCUUCCCCUUCCACCCGCCGCGGCCAGGACCUUCGCUUCCUUCGUGAGAUGGACUUCGCCCUCUGCCCCCUGCCCGACCCCGGCUCCAUCGCUGGCUCCACCACCACCACCUUCAGCACCAAGACCCGCUGGUGGUUCCACAAGAACAAGCCCCAGUCGUCCACAAAAGGCAUCUUUGAGAAGGCCUCCGAGACUGUCAAGGCCGGUUUGUACGGGAAAGGCCCAUCCACGACCACCUCAGUAGUCAAGUACGAGCUAGGGGAGGAAGAGCUGGCGCUGCCCAAACUUGACCCAGAAGAGUACUGGGCAAACUAUGGCAACGAAGACUCAGGUGUCACUCUGCGUUGCUUCGAGCUUGAAUGUCCACCUGAGUUCGACCUGCCUCCAUCUUCCUCCUCUCCCUCAUCCUGCUCGCCCUCUCUCUUCUCACUACUAGCCCUUUCUGUUUUCACCCUCUGCCUCAACCUCCACCUAUUAUUCGGCUGAAUCAGACUCUUAGUACCACUCCCCAUGUCCUUCCCGGCCUGUUUUAAAGGCUGUGAGGACCCCUGUUAGACUCUCUACACCCCCUUUGCCUGUGUUGCUGUAAGCCUGUUCUCAAGGCACAGCCAGGGAGAUAGGGGGACGGUUAGAUUCUGAAUCUACCACCUACAGGGCUUAACACUUUUCAGGGCUGCUAAGAGUUCUUCAGCUAUUCAUAUAUAUCUACAAUACUCUACAGGUAUGGCUUUCUGUGUCUCACCUGUACGAUGUCACAAUUCCCUGUAAUCAGGGCUAUGAGGGCUGAGUACAUCUCUAAUGUCAACAUGAUUUGAUAGCAGUUGUGAAUGAUGUUGUCAAUUUUGUCACCUCAGCUUAGUUAACUAACUAGUGCUAUUAGUGCAUCCAAUUAACUGGCUGCUACAAUUACUACGAUUACUGUUAGAAUCAGUGCACAGUAAUGACAAUACUGUAACCACUUAAAGUGUCAUGUAAAUAGUUAUAUAUUCUGUGAGUGUUCGAACUGAUAUCUGUGGUCCAGCACCAUCACUUUCAUCUUUAUCCAGGAAAACUGUGAAGGCUAGUGCUUCUACAGGACAGAGCACAAUGCACAGUGAGGCUGAGUGUUUACCAGGAGAGAGAGAGAAGAGAAGAAAACAUACUGUGAAGCUGGGAGGGAGGGAAGAUAGAGAGAGAGAGAGGGAGAGAGAGAGAGAGAGAGAGAGAGAGAGAGAGAGAUGAAUGCAGGGAUGUCAAAGAAGAAGGAAGAGUGACAAGGAAAAUAACAGCGACAGCAGGGGAAGGGAUUUUGUUUUAAAGAGACAGGAUUAGAAAGAGGAAGAGAAAAAAAGGAGAAAGGAGGGGGGGACAACAUUCAUGCAGCAAUAAGAGAAGAGGCAGCAGCGAGAGUACAGCGAGACACUGGGAGAGACAGUGCUGGUCGUAGAAGCGGCAACCUGCAGGAGAAAAGUAAUAAAUCCACACAUCAGUAGUUGUUCCAUCCAUCAUACCAUCCACCACUUUCUGCAAAUAUGGUGUCGUUUGAGACAACCACAGGGAACGGUUGCUUCCUGUCUGGAAGCCAGAGAUAUUUGGUUGUUGGAUGUCUUUCUGUGACAUAUUGAUAUAAUGUGUAAAGAUUGUUGACUUGGAUGCAGAUAAAGAUCUAGAUAAAAAGAUAUACUGAAUAUUUCCUGAA